Molecule: messenger RNA, 651 nt
Organism: Epithele typhae
Lineage: Eukaryota; Fungi; Basidiomycota; Agaricomycetes; Polyporales; Epitheliaceae
Product: V-snare-domain-containing protein
Exons: 6
Coding region: 1-651 (216 amino acids)
Biological process (GO): endoplasmic reticulum to Golgi vesicle-mediated transport; vesicle fusion
Cellular component (GO): Golgi membrane; Golgi medial cisterna; SNARE complex
Molecular function (GO): SNAP receptor activity
Source: RefSeq, a predicted model, not a curated record
AUGGCCACAUACGACUCGCUGCACAGGCAGUGCCGCACUCUUGAGGCUCUCUUCGACACUAAGCUCACCGCGUACGCCCGCCUUGCAUCCUCCAUAACCCGCAAUCACGACGACCUCGAGGCGAGCGGGUCCACGGAACGAUGGAAGGACCUGGAAAUGGAAGUUGAUGAGCUGCUUGAGAAGUUGCAAGAAAUCAACGACGAGCUGUCCACUCUUUCCAACGACACUGAGAAUCCACCCUCACAAUCUAUGCUCCGUGCCAUCCAGAGACAUCGAGAAGUCUAUUUGGACUAUGCCAGAGAGCUACGCCGGACCAAAGCAAACGUCAAGACCGCUCUGGAUCAAGCCAACCUUCUUAGCGGAGUCCGCAACGAUAUCGACCGAUUCCUGCUCGCAGAGCGGGGUCACAUUGAUAGCUCUCACCGCAUGACCGACGAUAUGAUUGCGCAAGCAUAUGAAACCCGAUCCGAAUUCGCUCGUCAACGGACAACGAUAUCUGGGAUUAACAACCGUAUGCAGAGCGUAUUGAGCACUAUGCCUGGCAUCACCAACCUACUUGGGAUGAUCAAGACCCGCCGGCGGAGAGACGCUGUUAUCCUCGGCGUUAUUAUCGGGCUGUGCACGGUGCUACUCCUCAUGUACGUCUUCUGA